Messenger RNA from Lasiosphaeria miniovina, 1720 nucleotides. Its product is annotated as Adenylosuccinate synthetase. Gene Ontology annotation, molecular function: GTP binding; adenylosuccinate synthase activity. The record is from RefSeq and is a predicted model, not a curated record. NCBI's taxonomy places the organism in Eukaryota, Fungi, Ascomycota, Sordariomycetes, Sordariales, Lasiosphaeriaceae. The coding region runs from base 58 to 1353 and encodes 431 amino acids. Gene Ontology annotation, biological process: IMP metabolic process; 'de novo' AMP biosynthetic process. Gene Ontology annotation, cellular component: cytoplasm. The transcript has 12 exons.
CACAUUUUCGCGGCAUUUCUUUUGCGCGUGCGCGACUAUUGACCCAUCUUCUCCGCCAUGGCUACCAUCAUCCUCGGGUCCCAAUGGGGCGACGAGGGCAAAGGCAAGCUCACCGACAUCCUGUGCCCGCGGACCCAGAUCUGCGCGAGAGCUGCCGGUGGCCACAACGCCGGGCAUUCCAUCGUUGCGAAUGGCGUCUCGUACAGCUUCCACCUCCUCCCUUCCGGCCUCGUCAACCCCAACUGCAUGAACCUGAUCGGCUCCGGAGUCGUUUUCCACGUCCCCAGCUUCUUCAAGGAGCUUGCCGAGUUGGAGGCCAAGGGCCUGACAGACGUGCACAACCGCAUCCUCGUCUCGGACCGGUGCCAGGUCAACUUCGACCUCCAUGCCGCCGUCGACGGGCUAGAGGAGGUCGAGCUGGGCUCGCGCAAGAUUGGCACUACUGGAAGAGGUAUCGGCCCGAGCUACAGCACCAAGGCAGCGAGAAGCGGUGUCAGGGUCCAUGAAAUCUUCGACGAGGAGGUCUUCGAGCGGAAGCUGCGCCAGCUUGAAUCCGGGUACAAGAAGAGAUUCGGCGACCUGCUCAAGUACGACGUCGAGGAAGAGAUUGCCCGCUUCAAGGAGUACCGCCCCAAGCUCGCGGCCUACUGCACCGACGCCGUGCAGUACAUGAAGCAGGCCCAGGACCGCAACUACAAGAUCCUCAUCGAGGGCGCCAAUGCCCUUAUGCUGGACAUCGACUACGGCACCUAUCCCUAUGUUACGAGCAGUAACACUGGGCUGGGCGGCAUCUUCACCGGCCUUGCCAUCAACCCCAGAAAGCUCGAGCAAGUCAUCGGAGUGGUAAAGGCCUAUACCACCAGAGUGGGUGAGGGAAUCUUCAAGACGGAGGACACGGAAGAGGCCGGCACGAAGCUGCAAGAAAUCGGCCGCGAAUGGGGCGUCAGCACCGGCAGGAAGCGGAGAUGCGGCUGGCUCGACCUCGUAGUCUUGAAAUACUCCACGGCCAUCAACCACUACACGGCGCUCAACCUGACCAAGCUCGACGUGCUCGACACUUUCCCUACCCUGAAGGUCGCCGUUGCGUACAAGGACCCGUCAACAGGAGAGGAGGUCGAUUACUUCCCGGCCGAUGUCGGCCAGCUGGAGAAGCUGGAGGUUGUGUACAAGGAGUUUGAGGGCUGGCAGAAGCCCACCACGGCCGCAAAGAGCUACUAUGACCUGCCCAAGCAAGCGCGCGCCUAUGUCGAGUUCAUUGAGACGUUUGUGGGCGUGCCCAUUGCGUGGAUUGGGACGGGCCCGAGCCGCGAGGACAUGGUCGUCCGCACCAAAGCCGCCGGGCUCGAGAAGUGAGUUGCGCGCACGGAACAGCCGCGGAAUGCGGAAUAGCCGCAGAAUGCGGAAUAGCCGCAGAAUGCGGAAUAGCCGUACCUGGGUAACCCUGUAUCCUCACAUGACAUGGGGCAUUGUGAACCUGGCGGCGUGUGGUGUGUGGAGUGCGUGCGUGAAUGCGUUGCUUGGGCUAGAGAUACCAAAGGUCUCCCCCAUUUGCCGGGUUAUAUAGGGCUUUUUGGUUACCCGGUGCCGUGAGCAAAGGGGGUGUUUUUACUGACGUCGGUGAGAAAAUCAUCUGAUAUCCGGGCUUCGCCGUAGAUCCAACUGCCGGUGAGAAAAUGUGACGCGACCAAUAGAAGGUCUGGAUUACAGAGGUGAAACUACU